This is a messenger RNA of Coregonus sp. 'balchen', 16848 nucleotides long. Lineage: Eukaryota; Metazoa; Chordata; Actinopteri; Salmoniformes; Salmonidae. The record is from the annotation of a GenBank genome assembly.
UCUUAAACUCAUGACGGCAUUUCCUGUGGAGGCGGGGCUUAGCUUCAGCGGAGAAUACUGCGGACUUUGAAAUAAAAUAAAUUCACGCGGCCAGGGGAGUAUGCUACAUAUAUAUAUUAAUUACAUACGCCAACACUUUUAUACAACUAAAUUGUAGACUGCAUUUUUCCCUUUUUUAAUGGAGUAACUGAAUAAGGAAUGACCCGCGGGGGAGUGAAUUGACCGUGACUUUUCGCAGAGGAGAAAGUACCUCCCGUUGCCAACAAGGCAAUUGUUGCUGUGUCUACGCUGGGUAGCGGAUCACGACGGGGAUUUUAAAGAAGAUACAUUUACGUAUGUUGCCUCGGAAAUAAAUCACGCCGAUAAGGUAAGUAUUUAUAUUUUGAUAAUUGUAUGAAUCCUGUUUUUCAUCCGUUCUUGAUUACUCUCCAGUGUUGUAAAGUACUUAAGUAGUUUUUUUGGGGUAUCUAUACUUUACUUUACUACUUAUGUUUUUGACAACUUUUACUUUUACUUCAGUACAUUCCCAAGGAAAAUCAAGUACUUUUUACUCCAUACAUUUUCCCUGACAACCAAAAGUACUUGUUACAUUUUGAACGCUUAGUAGGAAAGGGAAAUGGUGAAAUUCACGCAUCAAGAUAACACGUUGUCAUCCCUACUGCCUAUGGUCUGGCGGACUCACGAAACACUAAUGCAUCUUUUGUAAAUUAUGUCUGAGUUUUGGAGUGUGCACCUAGCUAUCCGUAAAAUUUAAAAACAAGGAAAUGGUGCUCUCUGCUUUGCCUAAUAUAAGGAAUUUGAAAUGAUUUAAACUUUUACUUCUACUUUUGAUACUUAAGUAUAUUUUAGCAAUUACAUUUACUUUUGAUACUUAAGUAUAUUUAAAACGAAAUACUUUUAGGCUUUUACUCAAGUACUAUUUUAGUGGGUGACUUUUACUUUUACUUUAGUAACUUUCUAUUAAGGUAUCUAUACUUUUACUGAAGUAUGACAAUUUUCCACAAGUGAAGGACUUGGAUAAUGGCUAACUCAAAGUGUCAUUUAAAAAAACACCACCGUCUAGAGGUCUUCAUUGAUCCACCUGUACCCGAAUACCCAGGACCCGAGCGGGUCCGGAUCCAGAAUUAUAAAUAUUGUCACGGGUCUGGGUCGGAUCUGAUAUGAUUGUCACGGGUCUUGGGAAUCUGUAAUUUCAACUGACUUGUCCGGAAGGACCCGUACAGAUCCGAAUGUAACUGCUGCAGUAGAGAGAGAGUAGUAAUGGGUGGCUCUUUUUUGGUGAACGUCGGAACCAAAUUGCAUUGGUGAAAGAGCCAUUCAUUUGGCUCCCAGAUUUGCAGACUCCUACUACUGCUUUUUAAGCUCCAUUUUUUUCUUCUUCUGCAGAUAAGUUACAAAAUCAUUCUCUAAAGAAGUUAGGAAGUUUCUGGUAAAUUGUCCACAUUGUUACACACUCAACCCCCUUCUCCACCUUAGGGGAUUGUAUAAUGGAUGCUGUGCUUAUCUCCUCACCAUUAGCAUAGUAGCAUUGUCCACUCACCCAUUUCUUCUGUUAAAGCUAUACCCCUAAAUAGAGUAGAAACAUUGAGGCUGAUUUCUCUCUAGGCUAUCUGUAAAAGGCCUGGUUAUAAUGGGAGGUAAUAAACGAUCUGGUGGCAGGGAGGCAGAGGUCUGCUAUUCUCAGUGUGUCACAGGAUAACAGUCAGGAGCUAAUUCAAUAAAACAACCCCGUCUCACAUGGCAUUCUUCUUCCUUCACUAGCCUGCAGUCUCUCCUCCCUGUCCCUCCCUCCCUCUCUCUCUCAUUCCCGCCUUCUCCAUCACCCUCCUUCCCUCCAUCCAUCCCUCCCUCCCUCCCUCCUGUAAAUAGCCCAGCUAGGCUCAAAAGUCUUCCUGCCAUGGAUAUCGAUCCCCAUCCGGUACACACACACACCCUUUGACGACUCAGGUCAAUGAAUCAUUCCCCAUUUUACACUCAGUCCCCAGCUCAACCCUCCUUAACGACAGGGAGACUAAAUGCACUUUCUGUUUCCCUGGCUAAAAGGACCGUUAGCGAACCACAGCUUACAUGGGACAAUGAGAGUAAUGGCCCAUGUCAUGAGUUAAUACAGUUACUGUUUAUAUCUAUAAUAUAUAGGGGUCCAGACCAUGUGAACACCUGACCAGGAAGAACUCUGGGCCCUAAAGCUAUAUCAGUUAAUUGGUCCUUUUUGUCAAGGGAAGGAAGAAUGUAUGCAUUAGGUCGCCAAGUCUAAUAUCUUCUAUGGUACUACAAAUGUAAACAAACACACAGUAUUCACCAUCACCUUUAUUACUGUAUCCUCACACAUUUUCUUUUUUUUUCAGAUGGACCUGAAACUACUUCUGAAAUCAGUGUUGUUAGGAGUCAUUUGUUACAGCAGUGCUCAGCAAGGUAAGAUGAUUCUCCUCCAUCUUAUAUCAAGUUUCUGCCUUACUUACUGUAGCUUCCACCUUGUUAGACAAAAUCAAUCCUCAACAGUAACAUCAGUAGUCUGUUUCUGUACACUGUUAAUGCAGUACAUCAUCUAAUCAUAAUAUAUUUCUACUAAACCGCAUCAUAAAUAAACAGUACAGAAUAGUGGUUAACUGCCUGAUGUCCCGUAUGGGUAGCCAACCCCAACUGAGCAUGCUGCUGUAAUGUAAUGAUGUCAUUAGCCAGAGGAAAAAGCAGCUCCACCUACACUGUAAACCCCAAGACAUUUUUAACUGAAAUACUUCAAGUAAGGUGAACUCAAAGUCAAUGAAAGGUCAUUAUUAAUUAAAAUGUUUCAGUUGUACUGACUCAAAAUUAAACAAGGCAACAGUAAACAUGUCGUCCCCCACAAAUGCACAAAUGAUGCAGUGCCCCCCUUGAGCAAAUUGAGAUUGUGUGUGACUAACAAAUUUAAGUUAAUUACUAUAGCUCCCACCUUAGGCCAAUCAGUGUAAUUUUGUAAAUGCAGAAUCUCUAUGGCAAGACACAUCAUUCACCCAAGUUCCGUCAAAAAUCAUGCCAGUGCUGUCUGAGGUAUCGCGUGACUCACGUACAAACAAACGAACGGACGGACAGAGACAGAUCCACAGUUUCCUCCCCGAUUUCAUCGUGGUGGACAAUGAGAAGUCACAUCAACUACAUUUUUAAAGUUAUGAUCACAAAUACACUUUUUUCCCAGCAUGCUCUACUGCAGGUAGAUUUAUUAAUUUAUUUUUGUAAUAUCUGUGUUUUUACAUGUACAGUGCAUUCGGAAAGUAUUCCGACCCCUUGACUUUUUCCACAUUUUGUUACAUUACAGCCUUAUUCUAACAUUGAUUAAAUUGUUAUUUUUCCUCAUUAAUCUACACACAAUACCCUAUAAUUACAAAGCAAAAACAGUUUUUUUUGACAUUUUUGCAAAUGUAUAAAAAAAAAAAAAAAACGGAUAUCACAUUUCAAUAAGUUUUCAGACCAUUUACUCACCUUUGGCAGCGAUUACUGCCUCGAGUCUUCUUGGGUAUGACCCUACAAGCUUGGCACACCUGUAUUUGGGGAAUUUCUCCCAUUCUUUUCUGCAGAUCCUCUCAAGCUCUGUCAGGUUGGAUGGGGAGCAUCGCUGCACAGCUAUUUUGAGGUCUCUCCAGAGAGGUUUGACCGGGUUCAAGUCCGGGCUCUGGCUGGGCCACUCAAGGACAUUCAGAGACUUGUCCUGAAGCCACUCCUGUGUUGUCUUGGAUUUGUGCUUAGGGUCCUUGUCCUGUUGGAAGGUGAACCUUUGCCCGCAGUCUGAGGUCCUGAGCGCUCUGGAGCAGGUUUUCAUCAAGGAUCUCUCUGUACUUUGCUCCGUUCAUCUUUGUCUCGGUCCUAACUAGUGUCCCAGUCCCUGCAGCUGAAAAACAUCCCCACAGCAUGAUGCUGCCACCACCAUGCUUCACCGUAGGGAUGGUGCCAGGUUUCCUCCAGACGUGAUGCUUGGCACUCAGGCCAAAGAGUUCAAUUUUGGUUUCAUCAAACCAGAUAAUCUUGUUUCUCAUGGACUGAGAGUCUUUAGGUGCCUUUUGGCAAACACCAAGCGGGCUGUCAUGUGCCUUUUACUGAGGAGUGGCUUCCGUCUGGCCACUCUACCAUAAAGGCCUGAUUGGUGGAUUGCUGCAGAGAUGGUUGUCCUUCUGGAAGGUUCUCCCAUCUCCACAGAGGAACUCUAGAGCUCUGUCAGAGUGACCAUCGGGUUCUUGGUCACCUCCCUGACCACGGCCCUUCUCCCCCGAUUGCUUUAGUUUUUGGCCGGCCAGCUCUAGGAAGAUUCUUGGUGGUUCCAAACUUCUUCCAUUUAAGAAUGAUGGAGGCCACUGUGUUCUUGGGGAACUUCAAUGCUGCAGAAAUGUUUUGGUACCCUUCCCCAGAUCUGUGCCUCGACACAAUCCUGUCUCGGCUCGACACAAUCCUGUCCUCUGAACUCUAUGGACAAUUCCUUCCUUUCGACCUCUUGGCUUGGUUUUGCUCUGACAUGCCACUGUCAACCUGUGGGACGUAUAUAGACAGGUGUGUCCUUUCCAAUCAUGUCAAUCAAUUUACUUUACAACCACUGGUGACUCCAAUCACGUUUAUAGUAACAUCUCAGGAUGAUCUGGAAACAGGAUGCACCUGAUCGCACUUUCGCGUCUCACUCAUUGCAAAGGGUCGAAUAUUAUGUAAAUAAAUAAGGUAUUUCUGUUUUUUUUUAAACCUGUUUUCGCUUUGUCAUUAUAGGGUAUUGUGUGUAGAUUGCUGAGAUAAAAAAAAAAACAAUUUUAGAAUAAGGGUGUAAUGUAACAGAAUGUGGAAAAAGUCAAGGGGUCUGAAAUAUUUCCGAAGGCACUCAAAAUCACUUUAGGUAACUGUUCUCAGAUAUGUUAAGUGCAACGGGUUUCCUCAGAAGUUUUGAGUAAUGACAGCACAUUGGGGUUUACAGGGUAGGUUUCUUUGAGCAUAGUAGUGAAUACAUCAUGGAACUAUGGAACAGCGGAAUAUUCCAUUCUGUCUCUAGCUCCAGUUUUCCAAAUUACACAAUGUGUACACUCUGGCUUAUUUCCUGGUUAGUUUUUAGGAGUCUAUGAUGAGUUUGCUUCUUUUCAACCUUUGUUUUUCCAUUCCAUUCCAGAAGGGAACGAGUGCAUCAAGGCUAAUGCCAAAUCCUGUGGGGUGUGUAUUCAAGUGGGAGCGAAAUGUGGCUGGUGCAUGGUGCAUGGACCCAGUACGUGGAUAUGAAUUUGCCAAUAACUUUGUUACAUUUACAUUUUCAUUUACAUUUUCGUCAUUUAGCAGACGCUCUUAUCCAGAGAUAAUGUUACUUCAUUGAUGUUACACAACCUUAAUAUCAACUGACUCAGCAUUACAACUUGCAGGUGUAUGCAAAUCAAAGAAAUAAGAAUGUAAUCUAAACUGUUCCUUGGAAUUACAACACCAGUGUGUCAGGCAAUAUUGUUUAUAACCUUUAUAAACUGCUUGGGAGUGUAGGAAAUACAUUUUCAGAAAAUAAGGACCUUACAUUUUUGGGUGGAUUUCCUCUAUGAAUGCCAUAGUGCAAUAUGUCAUGAUACUGAUACCUCCUCUCUUCCAGGAGUUCCUGAAGCAGGGUGAGGCCACAUCGACCCGCUGUGAUGAGCUGGAGUCCCUGAGGAAGAGAGGUUGCAGCGCCGCCAAGGUAGAGAACCCUGGAGGCAGCCAGCUUGUCCUGAAGAACAAGGCUGUGACCAACCGCAACAAGGGAGCAGGGAAUCUCCGACCAGAUGACAUCACACAGAAACUCACCCUCAGCGUCAGAUCUGGUAAGAACUUAGCUGGAACUGUUAAGUUUGAUUAAGUUGUGUCCCAAAUGGCACCCUUUCCCUAUUUAGUGUUAGGAAUAGGGUGCCAUUUGAGAUGCAGUCUAAGUUAACUUUGCUUCAGCCAAAACAUCUUGCUUGACAACCAUUGUUGAAGCAGCGUUGCUGAGGGUCUUUUUUUAUUUCUCCUGCUGUUCCUCUGUGGUCUUUCAUUGUUAUGUUGAUUAGUUACAGUAGCCUCCAUUUUCUUUGUGUGUUUUAGCUAUUAACUGUACAGCUGUAAUUAUGAUGUGGAAGGAGUAUUCCUUGUACUCUUUCAUGUGAAGGCCAGCACCUUAUUUGACAUGGACAGUGCACAUUUAUCAAGAUUUCAGUGUUCACAUCAAUAUAAAUAUGCCAGAGUUAGCAAGUCUGUAGUCCCCGGCUUAACCUUGCCUAUUUGUCUGUGUACUGCAGGUGAACCCCAGUCUUUUAACCUGAAGUUCAAACGGGCUGAGGAUUACCCCAUCGACCUCUACUACCUGAUGGACCUGUCCUACUCCAUGAAGGACAAUCUGGAAAACGUCAAGAACCUAGGAACACAGCUGAUGCUGGAGAUGUCAAAGAUCACAUCUGAUUUCAGAAUCGGUGAGAUUGAGAAACAGCCCGGUUGUAUGAGGUUUGAGGAUGUUCAUAUUUGUUUUAACUUCUUCUCCACUUCAAAUGUAUCUCUUCUGCUUUCAGAUCUGGUUGGGUGCAUAUUGCAUAGUUAUACAACGGGUGGGUCUAAUCCUGAAUGCUGAUUGGUUAAAACCGCAUUCCAGCCGGUGUCUAUUCCACAAGUUACCACCAGCUAAAUCUGUGAUGUUAAAAUGCCUAUUUACUCUGUUCCAUCUGACUGCACAAUCCAGUGACUCAUCAGCCCAGCCAGGCAAUGUAUAAACUUGAGCUCCACUAUAAUAAAUAAUGUAGACAUUAUCUCACAUUUCUUUUAGACUAACAUUUAGUUUUCAACAGCAGAGAUUUGUAUAAACCUUGCUGUCUGUCUCUCCGACAAUUGCAACAUUGUUUCAAUAUUCAAAUUCAAUCUCCAGCUGUCCCAUAGUAAUGUACGUGUCGGGAGUUGGGACGAGACAGACAGGCAGGCAGCGUUUCUCGGCCAGUCGAAAUCAUGAAUCAGCUGGCAUCAUUUUUAUGGAUAUAUAGAAAGAAAUGUCAAUUGAAAAAAGGUCAAACGAAAGGAAGUGCAGCUAAACUCAGCAAAAAAAGAAACGUCCCUUUUUCAGGACCCUGUCUUUUAAAGAUAAUUUGUAAAAAUCCAAAUAACUUCACAGAUCUUCAUUGUAAAGGGUUUAAACACUGUUUCCCAUGCUGUGGAACGAUCAUUAAGACAGCUUACAGAUGGUAGGCAAUUAAGGUCACAGUUAUGAAAUAUUAGGACACUAAAUAGGCCUUUCUACUGACUCUGAAAAAUACCAAAAGAAAGAUGCCCAGGGUCCCUGCUCAUCUGCGUGAACGUGCCUUUGGCAUGCUGCAAGGAGGCAUGAGGACUGCAGAUGUGGCCAGGGCAAUAAAUUGUAAUGUCUGUACUGUGAGACGCCUAAGACAGCGCUACAGGGAGACAGGACGGACAGCUGAUCGUCCUCGCAGUGGCAGACCAUGUGUAACAACACCUGCACAGGAUCGGUACAUCCGAACAUCACACCUGCGGGACAGGUACAGGAUGGCAACAACAACUGCCCGAGUUACACCAGGAACGCACAAUCCCAGCAUCAGUGCUCAGACUGUCCGCAAUAGGCUGAGAGAGGCUGGACUGAGGGCUUGUAGGCCUGUUGUAAGGCAGGUCCUCACCAGUCAUCACCGGCAACAACGUCGCCUAUGGGCACAAACCCACCGUCGCUGGACCAGAGAGGACUGGCAAAAAGUGCUCUUCACUGACGAGUUGCGGUUUUGUCUCACCAGGGGUGAUGGUCGGAUUCGCGUUUAUCGUUGAAGGAAUGAGCGUUACACCGAGGCAUGUACUCUGGAGCGGGAUCGAUUUGGAGGUGGAGGGUCCGUCAUGGUCUGGGGCGGUGUGUCACAGCAUCAUCGGACUGAGCUUGUUGUCAUUGCAGGCAAUCUCAACACUGUGCAUUACAGGGAAAGACAUCCUCCUCCCUCAUGUGGUACCCUUCCUGCAGGCUCAUCCUGACAUGCCCCUCCAGCAUGACAAUGCCACCAGCCAUACUGCUCGUUUUGUGCGUGAUUUCCUACAAGACAGGAAUGUCAGUGUUCUGCCAUGGCCAGCGAAGAGCCCGGAUCUCAAUCCCAUUGAGCACGUCUGGGACCUGUUGGAUCGGAGGGUGAGGGCUAGGGCCAUUCCAACCCCAGAAAUGUCUGGGAACUUGCAGAUGCCUUGGUGGAAGAUUGGGGUAACAUCUCACAGCAAGAACUGGCAAAUCUGGUGCAGUCCAUGAGGAGGAGAUGCACUGUAGUACUUAAUGCAGCUGGUGACAACACCAGAUACUGACUGUUACUUUUGAUUUUGACCCGCCCCAUUUGUUCAGGGACACAUUUUUCAAUUGAUUUAGUCACAUGUCUGUGGAACUUGUUCAGUUUAUGUCUCAGUUGUUGAAUCUUGUUAUGUUCAUACAAAUAUUUACACGUUAAGUUUGCUGAAAAUAAACGCAGUAGACAGUGAGAGGACGUUUCUUUUUUUGCUGAGUUUAGUUUGCAGUCUUUACAGCUUCAGUUUGAAAUGAUUGUGUUAGCUGUGUUGUUGGCUAGCUCCUCUUAACAACAUUGUCCUUACGAGUGAGCACAUUUUCUAUGCCAGGCGAAGUCACGCCUCAUUUUCUCAUUGUUAUGGUUGUAUCCAAAUAAAUAUUACUAGAAAACAGCUUAAACAAAUGCAAAUGCAAGGACUGGGAGACUAGUCAGGAUCGAGGGAAAGUUGAACGGAGCAAAGUACAGAGAGAUCCUUGAUGAAAACCUGAUAUAUCAUUUGCAAAAAUUUCAAAAAAAUACAGUUUUUGCUUUGUCAUCAUGGGUUAUUGUGUAGAUUGAUGAAGGGGAAAACAUUUUUUAAAUCCAUUUUAGAAUAAGGCUGUAACGUAACAAAAUGUGGAAAAAGUCAAGGGGUCUGAAUACUUUCCAAAUGCACUGUAAUGUGUUGUAAAUCUAUUUCUAUGGUCCAUUGACAUGUGACUGUUUUCAAGUGUAUUGCAUCUGUUUGCAUGUGAAUAUUCUACAUAGGCAGUCUUUUAUGCAGUCCUCCCUUGUUGUCUUUAUUAUCUCUCAGGUGCAAUGAGGGCCGUAUUGGUAGACAGUGUGAGUGCAGCACCAACGAGGUGACCAGUGAAGACCUGGAUAAGAACUGCCGUAAAGACAACGGUACAGACAUCUGCAGCAACAACGGAGACUGUGUGUGUGGAACCUGUGAGUGUAAGAAGAGAGAGAACCCCGAGGAACGCUACAGCGGGAAGUUCUGCGAGUGUGACAACUUCAACUGUGACCGCUCCAACAACAAACUCUGUGGAGUUCAGUUUAGGCCCCUACUGCAUUGCAAUAGGCAUUAUACGAUAAAUGGUUAGUAAUCUGGGGGACCAUUAACUUUUAGCUCCCACUUUCCUAUUGUGGGAUGGUUAUUUGUAUCGGCUGUUGAUUGUAUUACAGGCCUACAUAUCCUGCUAUGAUAGAAAUAAAAAAAAGAUAAGGAAAUAAAUAUCUAAAAAAUAGAGACAGCCGAGUCUUCUUGUAUAAAAAAAAAAACACUAAGAAAUGUACAUUUUCAAACAUGUUUACUAAUAAGAAAAAAAUAUAUAAUAAAGAUUAGUUUAGUCCCCCAAACGUAGAUUGGGGAAGUGAAUAAUAUGAUCAAUUAUUGGAUUAUCAAUAAAGAUUUUGUUUGCUGUGAAAUGAUGGUCAAGACCUGUGUAACAUCUUCCUCAGAGCACAAACUACCUCUGUGUUUGUGGCGUAAUGGGUAAUUUCCCAAUUAAAUUAGAGAUCAGUUGAUUAGUUCAGACAUCACCUUUUACGAAAUUAGAUUUAUCGUGUUCAAUUUAGCUUCAUUUAAUCUCUAAUCUAGAAUAUUAUCUAUAAUAUGAAAUUAUGUUUGAACUUUGGAGGAUAAUCUCUGACCCUGUGUGUUGUGGCAGGACAUGGUCGCUGUGAGUGCAGGGUGUGUAUCUGUGAUGCCAACUGGACAGGCAGUGCCUGUGACUGUUCUCUGGACACCACGACCUGCCUGGCCUCCAACAAGCAGAUCUGUAAUGGACGAGGCACCUGUGAGUGUGGCACCUGCAAGUGCACUGAUGCAAAGUUCCAGGGUCCCACCUGUGAGAUCUGUCCCACCUGUCCAGGGGUCUGCACAGAACACAAGAGAGUUGAAUGAAUUAAUUGUAUUUGUUCAUUUUAAUGGGGUUUUAACUAAGCAGAAAACAGCAAUAAUUAAAAAGUUUAUUUCCAAAACACAAUUAUAAUUUUUUUGUAAUCACAUUUGUGUUUUUCGUCAGAAAUUAUUCGUUAUUGGUACCUUCAUGUAUGUGUAAAAUAUUACUGUUCUCAGAAUUUUGGGGGGAUAGAUUUUUGUCAACCACAAUGCAAACGGUAUGCUUUAGUCUCAGGUCCUGUCUGUCCAUUGUUUAGCUGGAAUAUAUAUCCUGUAUAUUUGACUGUGAUACAUUGCAUUCGGAAAGUAUUCAGGCCCCUUGACUUUUUCUACAUUUUGUUACGUUAAAGCCUUAUUCUAAAAUGGAUUCAAUUGUUUUUUCCCAUCAUCACUCUACACACAAUACCCCAAAAUGACAAAGCAAAAACUGAAUUUUCAUUUUCUUUGCAAAUUUAUUAAUUCAUUUACAUAUAGUGCCUUGCAAAAGUAUUCAUCCCCCUUGGCGUUUUUCCUAUUUUGUUGCAUUACAACCUGUAAUUUAAAUUGAUUUUUAUUUGGAUUUCAUGUAAUGGAUAUACACAAAAUAGUCAGAAUUGGUGAAGUGAAAUGGGAAAAAAAUAACUUGUUAAAAAAAUAAAUAUGGAAAAAUGGUGCGUGCUUAUGUAUUCACCCCCCCUAGUCCCUAAAUAAGAUCUGGUGCAACCAAUUACCUUCAGAAGUCACAUAAUUAGUUAAAUAAAGUCCACCUGUGUGCAAUCUAAGUGUCACAUGAUCUGUCAAAUGAUCUCAGUAUAUAUACACCUGUUCUGAAAGGCCCCAGAGUCUGCAACACCACCAAGCAAGCAGCACCAUGAAGACCAAGGAGCUCUCCAAACAGGUCAGGGACAAAGUUGUGGAGAAGUACAGAUCAGGGUUGGGUUAUAAAAAAAUAUCUGAAACUUUGAACAUCCCACGGAGCACCAUUAAAUCCAUUAUUAAAAAAUGGAAAGAAUAUGGCACCACAACAAACCUGCCAAGAGAGGGCCGCCCACCAAAACUCACAGACCAGGCAAGGAGGGCAUUAAUCAGAGAGGCAACAAAGAGACCAAAGAUAACCCUGAAGGAGCUGCAAAGCUCCACAGCAGAGAUUGGAGUAUCUGUCCAUAGGACCACUUUAAGCCGUACACUCCACAGAGCUGGGCUUUACGGAAGAGUGGCCAGAAAAAAGCCAUUGCUUAAAGAAAAAAAUAAGCAAACACGUUUGGUGUUCGCCAAAAGCCAUGGGGGAGACUCCCCAAACAUAUGGAAGAAGGUACUCUGGUCAGAUGAGACUAAAAAUUGAGCUUUUUGGCCAUCAAGGAAAACACAAUGUCUGAUGCAAACCCAACACCUCUCAUCACCCCGAGAACACAUCCACACAGUGAAGCAUGGUGGUGGCAGCAUCAUGCUGUGGGGAUGUUUCUCAUCGGCAGGGACUGGGAAACUGGUCAGAAUUGAAGGAAUGAUGGAUGGCGCAAAAUACAGGGAAAUUCUUGAGGGAAACCUGUUUCAGUCUUCCAGAGAUUUGAGACUGGGACGGAGGUUCACCUUCCAGCAGGACAAUGACCCUAAGCAUACUGCUAAAUCAACACAUGAGUGGUUUAAGGGGAAACAUUUACAUGUCUUGGAAUGGCCUAGUCAAAGCCCAGACCUCAAUUUUUCAGAUUUUAUUUUAUUUUGCAUCUUCAGUGGUAGGCAUGUUGUGUAAAUCAAAUGAUACAAAUCCACAAAAAAUCCAUUUUAAUUCCAGGUUGUAAGGCAACAAAAUAGGAAAAAUACCAAGGGGGGUGAAUACUUUCGGAUGUCACUGUAAGUAUUCAGACUCUUUACUCAGUACUUUGUUGAAGCACCUUUGGCAGCGAUUACUGCCUCGAUUUUCUUGGGUAUGAUGCUACAAGCUUGGCACACCUGUAUUUGGUGAAUUUCUCCCAUUAUUUUCUGCAGAUCCUCUCAAGCUCUGUCAGGUUGGAUGGGGAGUGUCGCUGCACAGCUAUUUUCAGGUCUCUCCAGUGAGGUUCGACCGGGUUCAAGUCCGGGCUCUGGCUGGGCCACUCAAGGACAUUCAGAGACUUGUCCUGAAGCCACUCCUGUGUUGUCUUGGCUGUGUGCUUAGGGUCCUUGUCCUGUUGGAAGGUGAACCUUCGCCCCCAGUCUGAGGUCCUGAGCCCUCUGGAGCAGGUUUUCAUCAAGGAUCUCUCUGUACUUUGCUCCGUUCAUCUUUGCCUCGAUCCUGACUAGUCUCCCAGUCCCUGCCGCUCAAAAACUUCCCCACAGCAUGAUGCUGCCACCACCAUGCUUCACCGUAGGGAUGGUGCCAGGUUUCCUCCAGACAUGAAGCUUGGCACUCAGGCCAAAGAGUUCCAUUUUGGUUUCAUCAGACCAGAGAAUCUUGUUUCUCAUGGUCUGAGUGUCCUUUAGGUGCCUUUUGUCAAACUCCAAGCGGGCUUUCAUGUGCCUUUUACUGAGGAGUGGCUUCUGUCUGGCCACUCUACCAUAAAGGCCUGAUUGGUGGAGUGCUUCAGAGAUUGUUGUCCUUCUGGAAGGUUCUCCUAUCUCCACAGAGGAACUCUGGAGCUCUGUCACAGUGACCAUCGGGUUCUUGGUCACCUCCCUAACCAAGGCCCUUCUCCCCCGAUUGCUCAGUUUGGCCGUGCGGCCAGCUCUAGGAAGAGUCUUGGUGGUUCUAAACUUCUUCCAUUUAAGAAUGAUGGAGGCCUCUGUGUUCUUGGGGACCUUCAAUGCUGCAGAAAUGUUUUUGUACCCUUAUAAUCAAGUAUAGUCUGAUGGGUGACAAUAUUAGCCUAUCACUUGUGAAUGAUGCCCAGCAUAAGGAAAGAAACCAUGCCUUUUUUUUGCGACUUUUUCGAAUCAUAGUUGCACACCUCAUGUAGCCUAGCCCAUAGGCCUAUAUGUUUUGAUAAGGUUUGUAUCACAACUAAAGUGGCCAAAUAACUUCUUAAAAUUAAACACAUUAAUCUGCUUUACAAAGGGUGUAGAGCCUAACUGGCAUACAUAAGCAGCGCGUGAGUUUCAAGUUUGGGGAAGAUCAUUUUCACCAUAAAAAUCCACUUUUAUAAUAAAAGCAUUACAUGCAUAAUUGCAUUUGCGGUCACCUUUGAUAAUGGUGUUUUCCCGCUAAUGGAACAUUUGUGCUUAUAGCCUACUGCCAUGUGUGCAUUGCUGCGCUUAUAAUAUGAAGAAAUAGUCUAAUAGAUUAUCAACAUUUAAAGCUAAACGUUCUGAUCUGUUGCGUCAGCCACAUUACGUAAUUUGUUUGGGGGGGAUGCUAGUGGUUGUAUUCAUUUGGAAUCUAUCGCAUCCCACAACUGUCCCAGACUUUGUUUGGAAUAUUUAUUUCUCGCACAGAAUAGAAUAGGUCAACUUUUGUACUGUGGGGGAUAGUAGAUUGACAUAGGCUAUUGCGUUUGCUGUUCGUUAGGCCUACUCAUCUUGUUGGCUGACGAAAAGUAAAUGUGCACAGUUCUUCCAAUAUCUUCAAUAUUCACCUCGGAAUUGGAUAAGGACGCGCGCAGUUGUGUCUGUCUUCACUUGUAGCCUGUGAGAAAGAUCCUAUCACGUGAUGGAGAGCCAUAUGAGUGAGAGGUGCUUCGGAGCUCGCAGCACUCAGGGAGAAGGAAACAACGCAGCACUCCGGGCCAAGGGCACAAUGGCCACUGGCCGCAAAAGGCAUGGAUUUAUUUAGGGUGCAUUACGGCCACACAAAGGGGAUGCCGCCGUAAAAUUCGAGGCCUUAUCCCUUUAAGAGUGUGCUCCUAAUCUCAGCUCGUUACCUGUAUAAAAAACACCUGGGAGCCAGAAAUCUUUCUGAUUGAGAGGGGGUCAAAUACUUAUUUCCCUCAUUAAAAAUGCAAAUCAAUUUAUAACAUUUUUGACAUGCGUUUUUCUGGAUUUUUUUGUUGUUAUUCUGUCUCUCACUGUUCAAAUAAACCUACCAUUAAAAUUAUAGACUGAUCAUUUCUUUGUCAGUGGGCAAACGUACAAAAUCAGCAGGGGAUCAAAUACUUUUUUCCCUCACUGUAUAGGAGUACCUAUUUCUUUGUUAACCACUCAACACAGAAUGCGCACUCCCUCAAAUCGUUUGGAGAAAAUAUCCUUUCUAUUUUAUUCAGCUUUGUUCAAUUGUAUUCUUCAUACUAUAAAAUAAUAUAAAUAAUGCCAAGGAAUUAUAAGCAAAUCUUGUCUGGUAAAUUAACUAGUGUAGCCCACAGCCAUUUGGUAUAGCCAGAUCAUGACCGAACAUAAGGACAACUCAGAGUAUGCUAUUCUGUUCGUCUGAAAUAGACUACAUUUUCUUCAUAUCAUGCUUCUUUAGACCUGUCUAAAAUAAAUAAUGGAUUUAAUGUGAAGGUGUAGGCUAUAUUACAUGGAUUUAUUAUACUUUUAAAAAUGCAUUAGUGGCUUGUAGGCUAUGUGUGGAAGCCAGGAGAUGCUAAAUGUGUUUGUGUUAAUUAAUGUCAAUUAUAGUGAGACCGACAGUUAUUUGCUUGACAAUCACCGGCUGACGAAAUUUCAUGACCGCCACACCCCUACUAGGGAAUAUGUCAGAAGUCGAGCAAGCAUCACAAUGUGAGACUACCUGCGUGUGUUACUCCAUCUGUACAGAGUUACAUGUCAAUGUCCUGUCUUCCACAGGGAGUGUGUUCAGUGCAGGGCCUUUGGGACGGGGGAGAAGAAGGACACGUGUAAGAGAGACUGUAGCUACUUCAACCUGAUCAAGGUGAAGGACAGAGACAAGCUGCCUCAGCCAGGACAGGCCUUCCCCCUGAUGCACUGUAAGGAGAGGGAUGCCAAUGACUGCUGGUUCUACUACACCUACGCUGUCAACAAGACAGAGAAGGAGGUCCAUGUGGUGGAAACACUAGGUGAGAGCAUAUUACAUACAGCCCAUAUAACAUACAGUCAUUGUGACUGAGGAUAUAACAGAGUGAAAAAAAUAGAUUAUUUGUCUGUCUAUUGAGUCGUUUUGUGAUUAGAGCCAGGUGUUUUUGACCUGACUAGGAAAAAUUCCAGGCUCUACUUGUAGUUCUUCCUGGUCAGCUUACAUGGUCAGGUAAAGUUCCUGGGCCUAUAUAUUGCAAAUCAGGAAGGACGUAAUUGUAAAUAAGCAUUUGCUCUUACAGUAACUGACUUGCCUGCUUAAAUAAAUAAAAGUUGGGAUAACUGAAUGUUCCUGGCUGUGUGUUUCCUGCCGUGUUCCAUCAUCCCCAUCGUGGCUGGCGUGGUGGCGGGCAUCGUGCUGAUCGGCCUGACCUUGCUUCUCAUCUGGAAGCUCCGGAGUCACUCACCACCUUCCGGAGACAUUUGAAACCCCACCUCUUUAAGGAACACCUGGGAUAGGAUAAAGUAAUCCUUCUACCCCCCCCCCCACAAAAAAAUAAAAUAAAAUAAAUUUGUAAAGUGGUUAUCCCACUGGCUAUAGGGUGAUUGCACCAAUUUGUAAGUCACUCUGGUUAAGAGCGUCUGCUAAAUGACGUAAAUGUGCCCUUGAGCAAGGCACUUAACCCUAAUUGCUCCUGUAAGUCGCUCUGGAUAAGAGCGUCUGCUAAAUGACUAAAAUGUAAAUGUAAAUGUAAGCUGCUCAUGAUCAUCCACGACAGGAGAGAGUUCGCCAAGUUUGAGAAGGAGAAGAUGAAUGCUAAAUGGGACACGGUAAGAGAGUGGAGAUGGUAGAUACAGGACCAGGAAACCAUCUUGGAGAACUGUUUGUAAUGGCCUAUAAUGGGGAUGAUGAUGAUGAUGAUGAUGUACUUUUGCAGGUCCUAGUUUGUGUUCUCCCUGACUGUAAUUUCAGUAGGUUGAUUGAGAUGUGGAAAACAGGUGUUAUAGAUAUGGCCACUGUGUGAAUCUCUUACACAGAGAACAGACUCCUAAAGGAAUACAGAAUUGGAAAUAUUUUAUGACUGUAACAGACCUGUUGCUUUUGACGAUGACUUCAUAAGAUGUCACACACAUUUUUACACAGUCCUACUCAACAGUUUGUUUAAAAUGUUCUUAAAACCCUGUAGUUUUAAGUAAUCUCUGUGCAAAAUACAGUUAUGAAAAAAGGAAGCCUUUUUGGAAUGCGAAGGUCCCUGGACACACAUCUGUCUUUUCGUGGGAGUGGUUACAGUAGCUUAGUUUGUUCGGUGUUAUGCUUCCUCCUAGUGGCGUGUUAUCCACACUGCAGGCAGAGGUUAAAUUCCGGACAACGGGCAGGGUUUGAAAUCCUUAAUGAUUCAGCUCAGCCUGAUUAUUUCCAGUCAGACCAGCCAGAUGUGAGAGCCUCUCUGGUCUGGUGACAUGGGCAGGGCACUGAGGCUUCUAGACCCUCUCAUUAUGGUACAUGGAGAAGAAACCAGACCUAAAUGACUGUAUGAGAGAGCAGACUGACCUGACUUGUACAUUUACAUUUACAUUUAAGUCAUUUAGCAGACGCUCUUAUCCAGAGCGACUUACAGUUAGUAUAGAUGUAAUAGGGGAAUACACCCAGCACUGUAAGAUGAUUUUCAAAGGGAGAUGAUCAACCUCUGAAUCUUGGAUCCUGAUGUAAAAAUACCCCUUUCUCAAGGGAUUGAUUGUUUAAUUCCCUCUUAUUUAUCUUUACCCAUGCUUUUCAUUUCAUUCUCUGUUUCCUGUUCUUAAAUUUCUGUCCCACUCUCUCAACCCAUAGCAAGAGAAUCCCAUUUACAAGAGCCCUAUUAA